Molecule: messenger RNA, 1952 nt
Organism: Daucus carota subsp. sativus
Lineage: Eukaryota; Viridiplantae; Streptophyta; Magnoliopsida; Apiales; Apiaceae
Exons: 6
Coding region: 803-1114 (103 amino acids)
Source: RefSeq, a predicted model, not a curated record
UGGCAAUGAUUUCAUGUCCAUCUGCAAGUUUAGUUUUUCUGUCAUCUUCUAUGUACAUUUGUCCUUAAGUUUUGUCUGUGUGAUUUGAUAUUACAGAUUCUAAAUUAGUAGAGCUCUUCUCUUUGCUGCACUUCCACAUGUAUCCCAUAGCACCCCACAGGCUUGAUUAUAAUUAAUUCAUCUGUUAUUUUUUUCCCCAGAAAUACACUCGCAUUGAGAUCCAGCACUUUUAGGGAAUAAAGAUUUUCUAAAGAAUUUAUAUCUCUGCCUAAAUCAUAAAGGAACAAAAUCAGAAGCAUAUAAGAAACUUAUCACAUUUCUAAACCUUGAUGCUCUAAAUUCUUUUGACAUUAACAGUUCUAUUAUUCUUCCGGUACAACAAGUUGUCAUGGAGAAAAGGUUGUGAAACUUUGAAACCAUUGCUGGGAAUGCAUCAUGGUCAUACAUCUAUUACAUAUACAUAUACAUCUGUUACAUAUAUAAAUCCUGUAUUUUGCCACUGUGCAAUCUGCUUUAUACGGUUUUGCUCAAUUCCACUUUAUAUAUUUACUCAUGUAAUAUAAUUUCAGAGUAAUUUAAUUAGAUUUGGGUGAGUAUAUUUUAAUAAUUUUCUUUUAUCAGUUAAUUACAAUGUGCCAGAGAAUUUCUAGAUCUUGAAUUUCCAUUUGAUAUAUUUUUCUUAUGAACUUAAUUUCGUUUAAUAUUAUGCAGGUUGUGUGUUAUACAUUUGACCAUUGUAUAAUGAUCUCCUCUGAUAUUGUUACUACUAUAAUUAAUUAUUGAACUAUUUUAAGAAAUUCAUAUGUGUUUUAGGAUAAUCUUAUGUUAUGAUUUAUAUAAUGAUGUGCCUCAGGAGGAAGCAGAAAAGAAGGCAAUGGCUGAAAAGAUUGAGAGCAUGGAAUUUGAUGUAGAAUCCCGAAACAAGGGAAUUCACAAUUUUCAGUUGCAACUAACAGAAGAACUAUGUAAUAAUCUACAGAAAACAGAGGUAUUGAAUUGCACCAUUUGCCAUUUGCGAAUGCCCUGUUGCUAUUUGGUCAAUCAAGUUAUUAGUAUUCAGUUGGGCAUGUUCUUCAUGCUUUUGUCAAUGGUAAUCUUGAAGGGAGUGCAAUAGGAAGUAAUGGUCAUACUAAAGUUUCCCUUGAUGUUCCCUUGAUAUGGUUGGUGUUGACCCUUCAAUUGUUAAUGUCUUCCAUAGAAUUCUUAUAGCUAAGGAAUAACAAUGUCAGGUAGUGUGAGCAGGUCAAGGAAUAACCGGGAUAGAAGGAAAGCAACUUCUACCGGGGCUGCUGGCUGUAUCUUAGAAUAUGAUGGUCUGAAACAUGGGAAAUUUUCCAAGUAAUUAUAGAAGAACUUUACAAAGUUUAAACUAUGAUUGAAGGCGUUACUGAUUUCAUUGUUUCUAUAUGCAGCUUCCUGCCAUGGCUAUUGAACAGGUCCUAAUUGUGAACAGUUCGUGUCUUACUGUGUUUAAUAAGUUUAAUUUGUUCAUAGAUAGUUAUAACUUGAAUUGAAGAAGGCCGAGUUUCACGUGGAAGAUUUCACCUCAUUGCAAGUUACGUGGGACACAUCCCAUCCGGCUAUGAUAUUAGAAAAAGUGGUGAGUCUCUCCUCCGGAUUUACCCUCUACCCCACACCCCUGUUUCCAUGACCCAAACACACAUGCACAUUCUUUUGUAAGUCCAUAUGUGAAGUCGUGUCUUUAAUUUUGCAUGUACAACGAAUGAUUUAACGAAUAAAGCUCAAGGGAAAUUCCAAAGCCGCUGGUUUGGUGGUUGGACACAUAAGGUUACUGUUGCACUUUUUGCGCCACUGCUUGGUUAGACAUUCUUGAGGAGAUGCUGAGUGGUGAUGGUAUCUUGAACAAAGAUUUGAAACUGAAACGGCAAACAAUUAAUUCCACAAUAAAUUGACGACAAUAAUACAUUUUUUAAUUGAAAAUCAUUGUUUAC